Zingiber officinale is the source of this 2925-nucleotide messenger RNA. RefSeq lists its product as uncharacterized. The record is from RefSeq and is a predicted model, not a curated record. The transcript is spliced from 2 exons. Lineage: Eukaryota; Viridiplantae; Streptophyta; Magnoliopsida; Zingiberales; Zingiberaceae. The coding region runs from base 791 to 2494 and encodes 567 amino acids.
GUGCGCUACCACUUUCUCUUUCUUGAUAGAGAAAGAAGCGAAAACUCUGUUUUUCUUUUUUAAUUGCAAUGAGUCAAAGAUACGAUUUUGAGAUGAUUUUUAACACAAAGAUUGGAUUUUGAGGUGGGUUUCACAUGGGAGGCGGAGCAUCUUGCGUUGUCCGCCGCUUGAAACGAUACGUCGUGGACUCCGGAUUACUUGCUUACUCGUUGAUGGUGUCUAUGGCGAUUUGACGCCAUUUUUGGUUACUUCUGAGAUAAUCUGUUGCUGUUCAACGCUCGAAGCGGAACCAGAGGAGAAAAGUUGACACGGCUUUAGGAAAGGAACGGUUGCCACUUCUCCCUUCUCUCUCUUCCUGAGUGCCCUCUCUUUUCUUUUUUGUCUUCUUUGUUUUCUUCUGCAUCCGUCGCUUGGUUUCCCUUUUUCUCCGUCCACUUCUCUGCUCCUUUCACUCUUCUUCUUAUCUCUUUGCCUCCAAUUCCCAUCUCAAAAGAUUCCUUUUUCUCAUGCAAUUCUUGUGAUCUCCUGUCCCUGCUUUCUGUGCAUGGUGGAAGGACGCCAGCUUGCUGAUGGAGAAGGACGGUCACUUUUACUCAGCAGCUUGAACCAAGUCGCCCAGUCCCUGAAGUAAGGAAUUUGGUUUUCAUUUUAUCUUUACCUCAUGCAAUCCUCCUUCAGGAAUGGGGUUCUCAAACCGAUAUAGUAUCUGUGCGUUAGUUGCUUCAAUCACCCAAAAUAUUCCUUGAAAGUCUGUUGGCAUGAUUUAGUGCUUGUUACAACUUACAAGACUAUGGUAAAGUUAAGUUUGCAUGAGGAUGCUGCUGUAUCUUGUAGUUUGGAUAACCGUACAGAAUCUGGAGAAGAUAACUUCUCGAACAAUAAUUGUUCAGAAAAUAUAUACGACUGGGAGAAGAUUAACAGCACCCCUGCUUUGCUUUUGGAUCCCAAACCACCAAAGUUUAGGAAAAGAUGCAGGCAGGUCCAGAGAACAUUUCCAUUCAGCAGCAAUGAAUCAAGUUUCGAUCAGUAUAUUUUGAGUGCAGAUCAUAAACAUGUCUUUGUUCACUCACAAGAAGGCAUUCCAGUUGCGUAUUCCAUAAACCAUAUGAAGACUCUUCAAGCUAAAUAUAUUCACGAUGAAUUCUUCAAGUCUCGUAUUGUUCGGGCGGGAAAUGUAAUUGUAAUUCCUUCAGCCCAGUGUACGAAUGAUUCCAUAGACGACGUCGCGAGGAGAAUUGGCCUCAGGGAAAUCUCGUUUUCUUUCAAUCCAGUGGAGCAAGAUUUUAGUACGAGUCAUAUCAGAUCAAGAUCGGCAAGAACCGCAGAAAAGAGAUCCUUAGACUUAGCAAAAACUCCUGCAAUUUGUAGCCAAUUACAGGUAGACACAAAGCUAGCAAUAAAUUUGAGGAAACAAGAUUCUGAAGCAAAAGGUUGCCGCGACAUGACUGUUUCUUCCUCCUACCUCUCAACCUCACCUGCACAUCCCUCGGUGACUUCGGCGAUCGUAUACUGUGUGUGGGAGAAUAAACUUCCUUACUUCUUGUUCAUUGUGGACGAUGAUGGAGGUGGAAUAUUCAUGGCUAAUGCUGUGAAGGUAAAGUCCUCAGCUGACCUCCAGACCUUUGAUUACAUUUACGUGUUCCAUGCUUGGGAAGUAAGCGGAAAGGCAUCGAAGAAAGAUGUUACCAGUUCUCCGCAUCUCGUCGCAAAGAUGACAGUAUCAAAUUCUCUAGUUGUGAGCUCGAACAGAUCUAAAUUCAUGGAGACUGAAUUUGUCCUGUUUGACGCCAAGGAGGAAGAUUUGGCAGGAAAAGCUAAGUCAUCAUCACACUGCAACAAAACUAACAGGCUGACGAAAAAGGCCUCCGAGAUAUUUCGACCAAGUAGUUUUCUGAAGCACAAUCCUAAACCAAAGAAAAAUGAAUUAGAUUCCCAGUUCGAGGUUCUAUUGCAAACCAUUGAUGAAUCACAGUUAGCAGACCAUCUUACGAAUAAUUUCUUGCCCAUUUUUGAGUUAGCCGCGAUAGUUGUUCGCGACCAUGGAUACAAAAGCUCAAAAGAAGAACCUUGUGGCGGCUGGGGUCUCAAGUUCCUUCAGAAAUCGCCUAAUGACACAGUGAAGAACGGGAAGAGCCUGACUGUUCUAGUUCCAGCCGGAGUUCACGGUGGGCCGGCCACUAAAGCUGAUGGUCCGUCUAGUCUCACCGUUCGAUGGAAGUCCAAUGGACUUUGUGGCUGUGGAGGGUGGGAUGUGGGGUGCCCUCUGAAAGUGCUGAAGAAUGACUCAGCAGAUUCAGGAGGAGAGGAUGUCAAAUCAAUCGAGCUGCUCACAGAGGGUGGAAAACGCGGCGAGCCAUCUUUCAAAGCGGUGAAUACGAGCAAAGGAGUGUAUGUUGUUAGCUUUGAGUCCACACUUUCGGCGCUGCAAUCUUUUUCAGUGGCAGUUGCUUUCAUCCAUUCGCAGACACCGGAGCUGUGUCCGCCACAGCUGUAAGCCUGUGAGCUAGUGAAAGGUGGGCGUUUCCUAAAAAACACAAACUCCAUCAGACUCUCUGCCGCGAAUUAAGUGAAUGCAGAGUCAAACUGAUCAGAGAUCUGACGCAGCAGCAGGAAGUCACAUGCAUGCACUGAACAAGUGGAUACGAUCAGUGCAGUGAAGUGAAGACCGCCAACAAACAUUUCAUAAAUUCAUUUGUAUUUUGAGAGCAAGUUCCCAUCGCUGUUUCUCACAAUUUGUCUCUCUGUGCAUAUCUAGGACUUGGACGAACGAAGGAAAAGGACAUCCUCGAGGCAAAGUUGGCCUUGGUUUUAUCGAGAAGCACUUGAAAAUAAGAAAAAUAAAAAUAAAUUUGAAAAGCUUUUGAAAGAGUACUGUGACUCCGAGAUCUUCCUAAUAAUGAUGCUAAUUUAGAUUUAUUUUGUCGA